Messenger RNA from Ornithodoros turicata, 1951 nucleotides. Its product is annotated as MFS-type transporter SLC18B1-like. The transcript has 13 exons. The coding region runs from base 53 to 1555 and encodes 500 amino acids. The record is from RefSeq and is a predicted model, not a curated record. Lineage: Eukaryota; Metazoa; Arthropoda; Arachnida; Ixodida; Argasidae. Gene Ontology annotation, molecular function: transmembrane transporter activity. Gene Ontology annotation, biological process: transmembrane transport.
CGCGGGCAUUUUCCGCGUCCGGUGUGUCCACAGAAGCUACACGUAUACCGCCAUGAAGACCAGGGCGCAAUCCCUCUGGAGCAGCAGCUCCUCUUCCAUCGCAUCUCCCAGCAUCCAAGAGAAUGCUCUCACGCAAUCCGCGCCCGGUGGAACUGUCUUUACCGAAUCUCUCAAAGUGCAUGCCCAGAAACGGCGACGAUGGAUGUUAGCGGCCGCUGUCUAUGCCGGCAACUUCUGCGCUGCCAUGAGCUUCUCCCUGCAGGCACCCUUCUUCCCUAAACAGGCAGAACAAAAGGGCGCCACGCCAACGGAAUAUGGUCUCAUCUUCUCUUCAUUCUAUUUCACAAUUUUUCUCAUCGCACCCCUGUACGGCAAAUUGGUGGGACUUAUUUCUCCAAAGAACAUGAUGAUAGGAGGGCUUUUGGUUACCUGCUUUAGCGUUGCUUCAUUUGGGUUUGUGACCCUCGUUCCUGGACGCUACGCCUUCGUAGCGACUGCGUUUAUUAUUCGAAUCACGGAAGGAUUCGGUGCUGCGGCGUAUGUGACGGCCAGUUCAACCAUAGUGAUGACCGAGUUCCCUGACAACCUAGGAACUGUGAUGUCAUCACUAAAGACGGCUUUCAGCGUUGGCGUCAUCGUCGGGCCUAGCAUCGGCGGGGUCCUGUUUGAUCUGGGAGGCUUCUGCGUCCCGUUCAUUGUCUGCGCUGGUUUGGGCUUCUUAUGUAUGAUAGCGUCUAUCUUCGUCAUCCCUGAGAACGGUGAAAAAGCAACUGAGUCGAGUCGCAAUGCCAAACAUUUUUGGAGCGGUCCCAUGGUGUACCUCUUCGGAGCGGCCAUAUUCGGGGCUUAUGUCUGCGUCGGCUUCAACCAGGCCACACUGGAGCCGCAUCUUCGACAGUUCGGGCUGUCAACGUCAUUACUAGGCCUGCUGUUUAUGACGCAAGGCAUAAUGAACUGCGUGGCCGUGCCCGUCUGGGGACUGUUGUGCGACAGAAAGGUUAACACAACACUUCUCUCUGCCAUAGGCUGCGUAUUCGUCAGCAUCUACUUGACGUUUAUUGGCCCUGCGCCGUUUCUCCCUAUACCAACGAAGCUGUGGCUGGUAAUCGUGUCCUUAGCCUGCUUCGGUAUCGGACUUGGAGGGGCUUCCAUCUGUGCAUUCAUCGCCACCCUCCAGUACACGCUAAGUCGAGGCUUCGAACGUAACACGGCUACCAAUGGCCUUGUAUCAUCAAUGUUUACAAUCUGCCAGUCAAUGGGUGCGUUCACAGGUCCGGCCUUAGGGGGUGCCUUGUUGCAACACGUCGGCUACAAGUGGGGGACAGUAGUUUUUUUAAGUUUUCAAGUCAUUCUGGCAACAUUAUUGAUGGCAGUGUACAUUCGAAAAGACUGUUCUGGAGGAGAAAUCCCUACGAAACGCUUCGAAAACGUCGUCGAAGAUGACUGCACGACGAAGGACGAUCCCAGAUCUCAACAGCAACUGACUUGCUCUUACUCGUGUAAGAGUAGGGAGGUGGAGAUAUCGCAUAUAUACGGGACUUGCGCACUGAAGUGAAAUUGCAGACAAUUUCCACGAAGUCCCAAUAACCUCUAUGAGAUGAAGAAGGGACUACACAAAUUAUAUUUAUUCUAUUUCGUGUUUGAAAUGAACGCGCGCAAAACAUAAAUGCCGUCAGUGGACGCUACGCCGCAUCCAGGAAUUUUCGGAAGAACCCGCAAAACAAUUCAUAGUAUCGAACUCUCCAAUGGUAGCUGACGUCAACUAGAGCUCUGGCAACGCCAUCUAGACACAGAAGGCCAGCUUAGUGCCUUCUCUCACUCCUUCGCACAUAGACGUAUUCAGUCCACCAAUCGUAGCAGCCAACCAAGAUGUCAGCCAAUCACCGCAGAGGAUUUUGAAACACGGACUCUAUGGUUUCCAGUGACUUCCCAUGCGGCUGGCUUCCAUAGC